UUGAUUCAGGCAUACUUCGUUGGAGUAAAACCGACAGAAAAGCAAGAUAAAGACGCACCACCGAAGAAGAACACCUGCAAGCCUCCACAGCCGGUGGAAUGCGGAAAAACUUGCGAGUUCCAUCAACUGGCCUCUUUCAGAUUCAUGGUUUGUGAGUCGAUACCGGCUGGAGUCACAUUUAACUCUUCGUAUCCGAUUUUCAACAGCACCACCAGCUGCUGGAUGAGACUCAUGAUUAAGUUUAACAAUUUUUCUAUUAUUAAGAGUUUGUAUCAUGUUAUUGUGAUUUCAGGUGCUGCUAAACACGACAUCCUCAUCGGUAGUUUCUACUGGUCAUUGCUGGUGAAGAACACUGGAGACAAUUAUACCGUCGACACGACGAACACUACUGGCGAUGGAAUGUUGAUAUACAACACUCUGCUGAAGACGGCUCAACGCGGUGUCAAAGUGAAAAUCAGCCAGACUUAUCGGGAUGGAGGGUAUUCCGAAACAGCAAAUCUGGCGGCAGAAUCGAACGGAAAUAUCGAAGUGCGCUCACUCGACUUCACUCAGUGGUAUCCAGGUGGAAUUCUUCACACAAAAUCGUGGGUCGUCGAUGGGAAGCAUUUGUACGUUGGUUCGGCCAAUUUCGAUUGGCGAUCUCUUACUCAGGUAAAAGAAUUAGGCAUGGCUGUUUUUGAUUGUCCUUGCUUGGCGGAAGACCUCACAAAAUUGCUGCAAAUUCAUUGGGAUAUGGGUGCUCCUGGAGCGAAAAUUCCGGACAGUUGGCCCAUGGUCUACGCGACAUCCGCUUACCAUGAACGGCCGACCACAGUGCCACAAAGUGAGGGUGAUCAGGCCGUGUACUUUUCUGCAUCUCCUCCAGGAUUUCAGUCAUGUGGAAGAGAGUCCGACAUUGACGCCAUGGUGAAACUCAUCGAUGAAGCUCAGGAUGUUACAUUGGAUCAAUUUUCCAGAUGGUACGCUCGUCUUGAUGAGGCUAUCCGUAGAGCUGCCUUUAACCGACAAGUGAAGGUUCGCUUUCUCUUCUCUCGUUGGGCUCAUACUUCCGCAAAGUAUUAUUCUUAUCUUCGUUCGUUACAGGACCUCAGCAGUCAAUUACCAUGCCGAUAUGUUGGUACGAAUCUCUUUAAAUUGAGAACAUCGAAUUGGACACCUGAUUAUUGGAAGUAUACGGCUGGAAUAGGAAUGGUUAUUAGGGCUGACGAUAUAAGCCAGAAUUCAACAGUGGCUAAUCAAAUUGUGCAGGUAAGAUGA
Messenger RNA from Angiostrongylus costaricensis, 1257 nucleotides. Lineage: Eukaryota; Metazoa; Nematoda; Chromadorea; Rhabditida; Metastrongylidae. The record is from the annotation of a GenBank genome assembly.